CGCCACAUUAAUCACCAACGCACCGAGCGGACGUUGCUGUGGCCUGGCGAUUCUUGUCAACAUUGACGAGAGUGUCGACGGCAUUUCUGUCGGGGUUUUUUAACUCCACCGGGUUCUUCGGAUGUCUAAGUACAGACUGGUUCUGCUGAGGCAUGGCGAGGGCGCCUGGAACAAGGAGAACCGCUUCUGCAGCUGGGUCGACCAGAAGCUGAGCGAGGAAGGGGUGAAGGAAGCCCGGGACUGCGGCAGGCUUCUCAAGGAGCAGGGAUACAAGUUCGACUUGGUGUUCACCUCCCUGCUCAGCCGCUCCAUCCACACGGCGUGGCUGGUGUUGGAGACCAUGGGCCAGGAGUGGGUCCCCGUCGUCAAGUCGUGGCGGCUCAACGAACGCCACUACGGAGCCUUGAUCGGACUCAACCGGGCAGAAAUGGCUCUGCAGCACGGCGAGCAAAAGGUGAAGCAGUGGAGAAGGAGCUACAACAUCUCUCCGCCUCUGAUUGAUGAGUCCCACCCUUACUAUACGGAGAUCUACAACGACCGCAGAUACGCCACGUGCGACGUGCCGAAGGAGAACCUCCCCCGAGCGGAGAGCCUGAAGGAGGUUCUGGACAGGCUGCUGCCGUACUGGAACAGCACCGUGGUCCCGGAGAUCCAGAAAGGCAAGACCAUCCUCAUUUCUGGUCACGGGAACAGCUGCAGGGCCAUCCUUAAACACUUGGAAGGUGUUUCGGACGAAGACAUCGCCAGCGUGACUCUACCCACUGGGGUGCCUGUGCAGCUAGAGCUGGACGAGAACCUCAAACCAGUGAAGCCUCGCCAGCUGCUGGGAGACCAGGCCAAGAUUCAGGCCGCCAUUAAAAAGGUGGAGGACCAGGGCAAGGCUAAACAAGCCACUUGACCACAUGCACACACACACACACACACACACACACACACGCGCGCCGCCUUUACCGCCUACUGCCUGGAUUAUUACAUCCGGCGAAAAGCUACAAUCUUAAACAGACUUGAAUUAUUCUGUAUUGCAAAAUUAGCCAAUAACAACAACAACAACAACAACUCAUUGCAGUUGUGAGGCUCCUAGGUGUCAAUGUUACACUUGCAACAAUGUGUGAUUGUUGGUUUAAGCAGGAUACACUGGAAAUGUUGGAGAUCGGUAAAUCAAUGUGUACUCUAAAUGUCUUAGCAAGCUACUGGACUGUGUUUUGUGUGUAAAUGUUGAGGGUAAAACUCUGCUCCUUGUCUUAUCUAUUUGUAGACCUUAAUUUAUUUACUUAUACUUUUCUACAGAGAGUAAUGAAGAGAAGAAGAAAAAAAAUCAGUGAAAGCUCAUAUUAGUCUUUUAAAGUGUUUGUUGCUGUUACAUUAGGACUCGUUUCUUCUUUUUAAACCUGUGUUUUUGGUAUUUAACCUGCUUUCUGUUGCAGAGCUGCAGAUAGUCUGCCUAUUUAUUAAAUGACGCUCAAUAUAUUGUUAAAAUAUGCCAUUACAAUGCCACAUUUGUAUGAAAUAAUCAUACAUUUGAAUUGCACAGUGGUUUAUACACUGUGAUUACUUCUGGUACAGAACAAAAAUGUGGAUUGUUUUUUUGUUUUUUUUUCAUUAAUACAUUGGUAUGAACUGGUUGUGAUCUGCAUUUUUAGUAAGGAGGUUUUCAAAUUUAAGUUACCUUGCUGAAUGUGCCAAUUGAGAAAAGUAAGUCUUAUUUUGUGCAAAUAUAAUAAUUGGUUAAUGUAAGCAUCGUUAAGGUUUUUUUUUUUUUUUUUUAAAUAGUUUUCAAGUCAAAAGUAUGAGUGACGGUACAAAGUGUGUAUACUCAUUGUCAUAAAGCAGAACUCUGUUUAUUUUAUGCUGUCUCAUAUCUCUUGUUUGUGGAUGUAAUUUGUGCAAUACCUGUAUUUUCAUGUUGUUUCACUGUUACUUUGUUCCCCUGAACUACUUUGCCGCAAGAAGGAAACAGGCGAGUCAUGGAUGUGCAAAUACUUGAGUGUCGACAGCACUGAUGUUUGUAGUUUCAGCUAAUUUUAAUCCUACAGAUGUUACUGGAUGAACGAUUCCCAUGUAAUAUGAAAGUUCUAAUUUUU
Messenger RNA from Poecilia latipinna (sailfin molly), 2081 nucleotides. RefSeq names its product 2,3-bisphosphoglycerate mutase (gene bpgm). The record is from RefSeq and is a predicted model, not a curated record. Gene Ontology annotation, biological process: glycolytic process. Lineage: Eukaryota; Metazoa; Chordata; Actinopteri; Cyprinodontiformes; Poeciliidae. Gene Ontology annotation, molecular function: intramolecular phosphotransferase activity. Bases 122 to 898 code for a protein of 258 amino acids. The transcript has 3 exons.